Molecule: messenger RNA, 2115 nt
Organism: Camellia sinensis
Lineage: Eukaryota; Viridiplantae; Streptophyta; Magnoliopsida; Ericales; Theaceae
Source: RefSeq, a predicted model, not a curated record
GGGAGGCCGUGGUAUCUCACAUAGCUUUGGUUCAUCAAUGGGUGUUCACGUGGUUUCCUCCGCAGAUUUGGGCUCGGGUUCAGAUGGUGGAGGCCAAGUUAUCCCUGAGCCUGUUCAGAAGAAGACCUGGGCUUCUGUGGUUACCUCUAACCAAAAGGCUUCUGUGAAACUGAGUGGAUUCAUAGGAAUCGUGGAGUGUGCAUUCAUUUACGAGCCAUUGACAGACAAUGAAUUUGAUAAAGAAGCUGCAAGUAGGGCCUUGGCUUUCGAUUUGGCCUGUUUCAUGCAACUUGAUCUGGGCCAGCUGCAAGUGAGAAAUGAAUUUAGUUGGCAUGGAUGCCCAGAGAAAGAUCCUUCAGCCGUCCAUCUUGAUGUUCUUGAUGCAGAGAUUUUGGGAAUCAACAUGGCUAUAGGAAUCAUUGGUUGUAUUGGUAAGCCAAUGAUACGGGACGGACAAGGAAUUAAUGUAUAUGUACGACGUAGUUUGAGGGAUGUCUUUUGGAAAGUUCCAACAUUUUCAUUAGGAGUGAAGGUAUUUUCUGUGACUGGAGAUCUACUUUUGAGUUUGCCAUUCAUUCUUCUUCCAUCGUUUGGAUUUAGCAAUCUUUAUGAUUUGGGGCAUUUGCAUGGAUACAUGGGUUUCUAUUUUGUUCCUUGGCAUGGACUCUUAUCGUUGACUUCUCAUGUGCAUAUAUUAGCAAGAAAUGCAAGAACAUCAAUUUAAACUACCUAACCCCUACAUUCAUCCUCACGUUUACAUGCAUCCUUAGGUUAGAUGUAUAAUAAGUGGAUACAAGAUUUAACUUUGUUGGACAAGGCCUACCCUGGAAUUGAUAUGGACACACCUGUUUAGUUUACUAUCUCAACAUAUUCUUAGAAUGUAUGGCAUCUCUGCAGAUGGCUGUAAGUGAUGUAGUUACAAUUAGUGUGGUUGUUAUGUUUUAGUACCAUAAGAGUUAGAGUUAGUUGGGUCUUUUAUCCUAUAAAUAGGUGGUUAAGCCCCUUUAGUAUUUAGUUAAUGAUAUUUUGAUAUUGAAUAUUUCAAAGCUUGAGAGCUUUUGUACCCAUUUCGGGAUUCUCUCUCUCUAAAGAAGUUUCUUUCUUGAUUUGGUUCCAUUAGUAAGUGAAGAUAGAAAUAGAAAUGGAGACAAAAGUGAGGUCUGCCAAUUUGAAGUGGUAGAGAAAGAAGGAGAGGAGUGUUCUUUUAUUUGAUGAGGAUUCAAUAUAAGAAAGAAAUGCAGUAGAGAAAGAAGAAAAUGACAUUCACGAAUGUAUUCUUCCAUGAAAAUGACAUUCAAGAAUGUGUUCUUUUAUUCUUCAAUGGAACAUCUGCUCCAAACCCAUCUUCUUCUUCUUUUCAAUUUGAAGUGGUAGCAAUCUUAUAUAUAUAUAUAAUUUUUAUUUUUAAAGAAGAACAUUUUUAGCCAAUUAAACCUUGCGCCUAGGAGGAACGUGUAGUGUCAGAAUUCAUGCCCCUUGAUGACAUUGUCCAUGGAGCUUCCUUGAGGUUACCCACAUUGCCAUCGUUUGAACCGAAAACCUUAUGCCAAACAUUUAGCCAAAUUGCCAUGUUAUCUGACAUUUUGAGUUGGACUCUUUAUUUUGGAACUUACAAUGGUAAUGGAUAAAACCUAUACAAACCUAUACCUCAUAUAUAGAGAUCUUUUAACAUAAUUAUGCAAGUUCCGAGUAGGUGCUGCAUUGAAGUAGAUUAAUUCCACCUCUGCCUCUUUUUAAAUUUAAUUUUUCUCUUGAGCUUCUUAUGGCCUGGAUUUAGUGGCAAACUAUAUUUCUUGUACCAACUUAAUGGUUUGUUUGAAGAUUCCCACUCAUUUCCCUCUAGAAACAUUGUAACAAAAGAGGUAACUUCAUUAGAGAUAACUUCAUUUGAGGUAUGAAAAAAAAAGUUUUGCUUUUUGUGGAUUUUAUUUGCAUAUGCGUCGAGACUAUUGAGAUCUUGAAUUUUUGCUAAUUUUUCAUUAUGACAUUGCUUUUAUGGGGACAUUGAAUUAUCUUAUUAAUUUAGGAAAUGUUUUGUUGAUAUUUUAAAAUUUCUUGAUCAUUUCUUAAUGCCUCAAGAAAUGUUUUUGUCUCUAAGGAGUUGGUUUUUGUACU